This is a messenger RNA of Erythranthe guttata (spotted monkey flower), 486 nucleotides long. Its product is annotated as NDR1/HIN1-like protein 26. The record is from RefSeq and is a predicted model, not a curated record. Gene Ontology annotation, biological process: defense response to other organism. Lineage: Eukaryota; Viridiplantae; Streptophyta; Magnoliopsida; Lamiales; Phrymaceae. Gene Ontology annotation, cellular component: plasma membrane; plasmodesma.
AACGCGAACCAGAACAUGGGAGUUUACUACGACUCCAUGCAGCUGACGGUUUACUACCAGGACCAGAGCAUCGGCGGUUCGCCCCUGUCGAACCCGUUCUACCAGGAGCCGAAGAAGACGGCGGUGUUCGCCGGAACCCUCGGCGGCGCCGCCCUGACGGUGACCGGCCAGCGGUGGCAGCAGUUCAUGGCGGACAAGGCCCGCGGCGAGGUUGUUUUCCGGCUGGAGGUUGCGUCGACGAUCCGGUUCAAGAUAUCGACUUGGGAUAGCAAGCGGCAUAAGAUGCACGCGAAUUGCCCGGUCGGAGUUGGACCGGACGGUUUGAUCUUGCCGAGUUAUAAAGACCGGAGGUGCCCGGUUUACUUCAGCUAAUUGGUCAUUAGCAUGUGUUAAAUAUAAAUAUAAUAUAUAUAGUUUCUAAAUUUCCUUUUGUUGGGUGUGGAUUGAUUUUUGUUUUCAAUAUAUAAAAUCGCAAUUUUUUUUUUU